AAACACACAGUGAAACUCCGUGGUACAUAUAUGUACAUACAUACAUACAUAUGUAGCUAUCGACAACACGGAACCGAGCCGCUUACUUUUAGACAGUCGUAACGAAUAAAAUGUGAAAAAGUACAGAUUAGCACGUGUGGAAAUUAUCUGGAAAGAAGUCGCUGUAAUCAGUAAGACGAGCAGAAAGCACGUUCCAGGGCGCUGGACCCAGUCAAUCAAAUAAAAAGAAAAUUAUUUUUUGCGAAAAAAUAGAAUAUUUUGAAUAGAAAAAUCAAGUAUUAUAUGUAAUCUUUUUGAUUGAUAUUUAACAUUAUCACAUACAUUUUUGUUGUAGGUAACUAAAUAGUUAGUUUAUUAAUUAAGUUACCAAUUAAUUGGUUGAUAAUAUUUAUGAAUUCAAAACAACAGUUAUGAGCAGGUUACGAAAGGAUCCUAAAUUAGUCUGGAAUAUAUUGAAUGGUGUAUUUUUGGUGUACAAACCACCUAAUAUUCAUUAUCUUAAUGUUAGAGAUACUAUAAUACAGAAUUUAUGUAGAGAUUUAAAUGCAAUAAAAGAACGUCCUCUCAUGAAACAUGUUUCUAUCGAGGGGGCAACAAAUGAAGUAAUGCAAGUUGUUGUAAGUGACAGUUAUGCGCAUCAUCCACUAGUCACUGGACCACAAUAUAUCCCUGAUGAUUUUAAAUGUGCAACAGCCAACUCGUUGACGCAAGAGACAUCGGGUAUACUAGUUUGUGGAAUUAAUGCUGGAACAAGACUUUGUUAUCAGCUAAAAUUAGCCAGAGUCACAAGAUUCUAUAGAGUAAAAGGUAUUCUUGGUCAAGCAAGAGAGAAUGAUUUUGCGACAGGAAAAAUUCUUGAAAAAUCUUUAUGGAAAGGAAUAAAAAGGUUUUACAUUGAUCGUAUAUGUGCAUCAAUACAAGCAUCGCAUCAAAAGAAAAUGUUUGAGCUUUGUGGAAUAGACAUACAGAGUCAAGCAGCGUAUGACCUAGCUGUUCAAGGUCUAAUCAGACCUGCAAAUCCUAAAAUUCCUAUGAUCUAUACAAUUAAAUGUGUUGAUUUUCAACCACCAGAAUUCACACUAGAAAUUGUGUGUAUAAAUGAAGAAGAUAAUUACUUAAAAUCUUUAGCAGCAGAAGUGGGCUACAAACUUAAAAGUACAGCUUAUUGUAGCUACAUUCAAUGCACACAAUUCGGUAUGUUUAAUGUUAAAGAUGCAUUAUUGUCCAAACAUUGGGAUCUGCAGAAUAUCUUGGAUAAUAUCGACUCAUGUCACAAGAUUCUUGAAAAACAUCCAUACAUGCUUAAACAAGAGCAUGCCCAUCUUGUUGCUCAAUCUAACUGA
Molecule: messenger RNA, 1343 nt
Organism: Phymastichus coffea
Lineage: Eukaryota; Metazoa; Arthropoda; Insecta; Hymenoptera; Eulophidae
Product: pseudouridylate synthase TRUB2, mitochondrial
Exons: 5
Coding region: 411-1343 (310 amino acids)
Biological process (GO): RNA processing; pseudouridine synthesis
Molecular function (GO): pseudouridine synthase activity; RNA binding
Source: RefSeq, a predicted model, not a curated record